AUGGCGAUAACCAAAAUCGCCCGCCAGACUCGAAGAAAAAUGGCGAACGACGGCAAAGAAACACCGCAGAUAAGGUCAAGUUCCCGGCUUCGGAAUAUCAUUUCAAAAUCAAAGCCCAAACUCGUUCAGAAGAAGCUUGUUUUUGAGAAAAAAAUGAACCCUAACCCUAGUCGCAAGUCCACCACCAACGCAAGUAUGAAGAAGCAAGUUCCAUCCUCUGAUUCAGAUGACUUCCAGUCCGACCACGGCCGUAAAAAUCCCAAAAACAUACGGCAGUACCCUAAAUCCAAAAUCCCCAAUUCCACUGAGAAGGGUAAUUCUUCCAACUCCGAUUUUGAAGAUGAAAUUCAACCAGAAGACGUCUCUAGUGAAGAAUACUCGAGGGAAGAGGAAUCCCCGGUGGAAAAUUUCAACAAAAGAAACAAAAAAAGGAUUCAAAAAGAGAAAGGGGAAGUAAAUCUGAACAAGAAAAGGAGAAAACCAAACCCAGGCGUGAAACGCAUUCAGAAGCAGAUAGUGUUUAAGGAGUGGGAAUUGCUAAUCCCUUAUCCAAGGGAUAUAAAUGUGAAGGUGCAAAACAGUAACGACAACAACAAAGAGAAAUGCACGAUAAGUGACAUCAAGAAAACGUUGACGAAGGAGCAAUUGGAAGCUUUUAGAAUGUCAGCUUUUGGGAAGUUCCUUGAUCUGCCACAUUGCAUUGUCCAGAACCAGCUGGUAAACUACAUACUUUUACGCGAGGUUCAUCAAGGUAGGACAGAUGAGAUCUGGUUUGACUUUGGAGGGAAAUUCCUCCGAUUUGGUAUAGAGGAAUUUGCUGUCGUGACUGGGUUAAAGUGCAAUGAACUUAGUAAGAAACUGAACAUUCCAAAGAUUGCCAAUGGUCUGCACGACAAGUAUUUUGCUGGUCUUGGAUUAACUCGGAGCCACAUCAGAUGGCAGUUUCUGAAAAAAUUGUGGGCGAGCGAUGAAGAUGCUGUGAAAUUUGCUAAGUUGCAUUUCUUAGCAAAUUUCCUCAUGGGCUCUCAAGAUGCCCUUCGCAUAGACCGCUGUUUCGUUGACAUGAUUGACAGUCCAGAGUGUGAUGAUUACUCGUGGGGAACUGCUGUUUUUCAAUUCACCCUACUGUACCUGAAGAAAUCAAUUCAAACUAGAGAGCAGAUGCACAUGUCUGACAACGACGAGGGAAGCAACCUGUAUCGGUUAUAUGGUCUUAUAUUGGCUCUCCAGACAUGGUUUUACGAGGUAUGUGAAACGGCUGAUGGUGUAGUCGCAACCAACGUGGGUGUACACGAUAUCCCGAGGAUAAUCAAGUGGGAAGUUCGUGAACCUUGUACGCGUAGUUUUGUACAGAGAACCUUUUCUAACCUUUAUCACACUAAGUUCAAUAACAUAGCUCCUACCGAGGCCGAAAAACAAAACCUUUUGUUGGAAUCAUUCUUCACAAAAAGAAAUGAGUUCACCCGAAAAACUACUCCAUCAAGUUCCGCACCGCAACAUACCAAUGAAGAUUAUGUUAUAACCCGCCUCGACACACUAACUGCUGAAGUCCAGACCCUGAAGGAAGCAUUCAAUGACUUCUCGAGACGGGUUUUCGAGGAAUUUGCUUUGUUUAAAGAAAAAUUUUUAAUCACUGUUAAAUCUCCUAUAAGAGCAUUUAGAACCAAGACCGAAGCACUCAUGAAGAGUGCAGCAGACAGACCUUCGUUUGACGCAAUAACUGUUGUUCUACCUCCGACGCCACCAUCGAAGAAGACUAUCCCAGAACAGCCUGUCGAGAAGAAUAAGACGGUAAAAGGAGAGAACACACAGCUAAUCAAGCAACAACAGCAGCUCCCGUUAGUUGUGUACAGUCCGAAGAAAGACGAAGUGAGGCGAACCAAGAAGCCUAAGAAAACAAUGGAGACCAAAAUUUCCACCAAGAAACAAAUAAGACUUCAGAAGUCUUGCCCAUUCGAUGUUGGGUUUGACAUAAAUGUUUCUGGGGCAGUGGACAUGAAUGAAUUUAGAGACUGGAUUUGUGAGGGUUUUCUCAAGUCGGCUCCUCGCAAAGUCAAAAACGGGUACUACUGA
Molecule: messenger RNA, 2073 nt
Organism: Striga hermonthica
Lineage: Eukaryota; Viridiplantae; Streptophyta; Magnoliopsida; Lamiales; Orobanchaceae
Source: the annotation of a GenBank genome assembly